Molecule: messenger RNA, 4827 nt
Organism: Fusarium vanettenii 77-13-4
Lineage: Eukaryota; Fungi; Ascomycota; Sordariomycetes; Hypocreales; Nectriaceae
Exons: 7
Coding region: 1-4827 (1608 amino acids)
Biological process (GO): fluoride transmembrane transport
Cellular component (GO): membrane
Molecular function (GO): fluoride transmembrane transporter activity
Source: RefSeq, a predicted model, not a curated record
AUGGACGAGAUUGCUCCUGAACAGAGGCGGCGCGGUAGCUCUGGGGUUUACAACGCACCAAAUUCUUACACUGAGCUGGGAGAGAUCCUCGCGCAACAGCCGAUCGACGAAGAUGCUGUUAGCGACACCGAAGCUCCAGCGCUGGACCCCGUACAACGACGCGACUCGGGUGUUUACAGCGUUCCUCGAUCGUAUAGCAACCUCGACGAAGUAUCCCCUGUUCCACCGAUCGAGGAGCCUCCAGAGGAGUCUGAGCAAGAUGUACGAGACCGGCCGAGACGACGCAGUAGCUUUGCCCGUCACGAGGGGCCGAUUUUCGAGCCAGAGCCUAUCCCGGAGGAGGCAAAGGAGAGGAGUGUAUCCAGACUGGCCACCGAGCUAUACACGCACUCGUAUCUAAUAUUCUUUGCGAUUCUUGGAACUUUGGCUCGGUUAGGUCUGACAGCUUUGACGCGGUACCCUGGCACUCCCGUCAUCUUCAACACAAUAUGGGCAAACUUUACAGGAAGCGCAGUUAUGGGAUUCCUAGCUGAAGACCGUAAACUGUUUCGCAACGAAUGGGGCAACGCAACAUACGACGAAGCGAUCAAGCAAGCCAAGCAAAAGCACAAGGACGAAGAAGAUGGGUCUAGUUCAAGUCAACAAAAGGACGUGGAUUUGGCGGCUGCGAAGAAGGCGCAUCUGGCUAUGAAGAAGACGAUACCCCUAUACAUUGGAUUGGCUACGGGGUUUUGUGGGAGUUUUACCACGUUUUCGAGCUUUAUCAAGGACACGUUUCUUGCCUUGUCGAAUGAGAUGGUAACGCCAGGAUGGCCAGAUUCGCCGACAAGUCGUAAUGGGGGCUACUCGUUUAUGGCUAUGCUGUCUGUGAUCAUAGCCACCGUAUCACUCUCACUCUCGGGUUUGUUCCUCGGGGCUCAUAUCGCUAUUGGUCUUGAGCACAUCACGCCAACCAUCCCCUUUACUCUGAGUCGCAGGGUGCUUGAUCCUUUGGGCGUUUUCCUCGGUUGGGGUUGCUGGCUUGGAGCCGUGCUUUUGGCUAUCUUCCCACCACAUGAAUCUUGGCGUGGUCAGGCUCUCUUCUCGCUUGUGUUUGCACCAUUGGGCUGCCUGGUUCGGUUCUAUCUGUCCUUGCACCUCAACGGCAAGAUGGCGACGUUUCCCGUCGGUACAUUCGCCGCCAACGUUCUCGGUACAGUACUGCUUGGUAUGGCAUAUGAUCUCGCUCAUGUGCCCCUGGGCGGCGUCGUGGGUUGCCAGGUGCUGCAGGGGAUCGAAGAUGGUUUCUGCGGCUGUCUGACGACGAUAUCGACUUGGGUUACUGAGCUUGGAAGUUUGCGACGGAGGAGUUCCUGGAUAUACGGAACGACAAGUGUUGUUGUGUCGCUUGUGCUGAUGAUUGCCAUUAUGGGGGGUCUACGGUGGAGUGACGGGUAUAGUAAACUGCUCCUUUGGAAGAUGCUCAAGCAUCCUACGAAGUAUCAUACUGGGAGCUUCCAGUCGAAAAGCCUGCAGAGCUCACGAUGCCGUGUGGACAGGCUUACAGGCCAGGGACCCCGAAACACUUCGAAGACCUCCCUCUCGUCGAACCAAUCUGCUAUAGACAGAAUGAAGAAGGAGAAGCCUGCGGGCUGUAUGCCAAAAUCGGAUGCCCAGGUUGUCACCUUAUUGCUGUAUACAUAUCCAGAAGGUUGCCCUAGGGCCGAUCGUAGAUGCUUUCCAGAAAGCCAUGAGAGCCUACCUACAUUACGGCGUCAAGUCAAUGCCAAUUCGGUUUCCUCGAGGGAACUGCUCAAUUGUAACCGCAGGGUCGUCCUCGCCAUGUAUCCAAGCCAGGCCGGCGUCAACGCUUCUGCGUUUGACGCCCGCUACGAACCGCAAGCGACCGACGACUCAUCGUGGGACCGCGACGGGCCCAAGUUUCCUUCCUCGCGGCAGAAGAGGGCCAAUUACCGACCCACGGCUCUCCGGUGGUACUUUAUCGCCGGGCUCAUAAUCUGCAUCAUGGCCGUCAUGGGUCUUGUUGUCUGGGCGGAGCUCCAGAUGCCCAACUCGGAAGAGACUGCGACGAUUAUAGACAAGAGAGACCAGAUUGAGGAGAGACAAGAGGUUACUGGUGGACAGAGGGUUUCUACUACGCUUAUCGUGAGCGAGUUUACAAAGUUGGUUACUGUGCCUGGCACGACGGGCAAGUUUACCACCAUGGUUCCGACGACUACGUAUGAGACUUCCUGGAACUAUUCGACGACUGUCAAGGACGGCUCGACUAUUGUCAGCUCCGACGUCACCGUCGUUCCAACAGUGGUUAUCACAGAGUUUGUCGUCACACAGCCUCCCCAAGUGACCGAGAUCAUUGUCACUAGCACCAUCACAGGCGGCACAGUCAUCUACAGCAGUGUCUCUGGCGCGGUUACUCCUCCUCCCGCAUACACCAGCCCCUUUACCAGCAUUGCCACGAUAACCAGCACCCUCACGAUACCCGGUAGUGAAGAUACAUCUUACGGCACUUUCACCUCGGACGAGACUAAGACUGUCGUCACUACGAUUGUUGAGGAUGGUACCACAAGGACUGAAUCGAGUCUCGUCACCCGACCGAUUGUCAGCGCUUUCCCGAGUAUUGGAGAGACGACUGCUGCUCCGAGUGUAUAUGUUUCGUAUGGAAAGAUUACCAUCACGUCUGUUUAUACUCCCAACCAAGAGAAGCCUAACCAGCAAGAGAAGCCAACGGCAAAGCCCCAGCCAACUGAAAAGGUCAUCAACGUUGUUACCGUGGAUCCUGACCGAACUGUGAAGAAGGUUGAAAAGGUAGGCCCGGUAACCUAUGUCACCAAGGUUCAGGAGAACGACGUCGAAACCUUGGUCAUCUCGCCGGGCCGCGAGACUGUCGUCAGCAAGUUCGAUGCUGUUGAAACCACCACCACUAUAGAUGUGGUUUCAACUGGUGCUGAUGGGCUGCUUACGACUGGAAAAGUUGUAACAACGAAGAGUGCCUCGCUGGCUACGAUUGUCAAGUCCGCCGAUCCUUUCAAGCCCACGACAAUUCUCAUCACAAAGGGCACUGGCAAAGCCAAGCUCACGACGAUUACCUCGGACCGCAAGGAGUCUUCGACAUAUGUCUCAACCAUCAAAGGAACCACGAGGACGUAUUCGAAAACGACAACUGUUCGUCCAACCGCCACAGAUGAGUCUUCGACGGACGAGGAUGGAGAAAAGGGGGGGACUGUCAAGACGGUCGUGACGGUGUACGAACUCGACGCUGGGAAAUACUUUCUGGGAAAGUUUCUGCCUGCCAUGUUGGCUGUCAUGCUUUCUAUCCCGGCGCGUGUUAUCGACCUCAACGCUCAGCAGUAUCAGCCAUUCUACGCCUUGAACCGGCCGAACGGUGCUAUGGGCCCUCAGUCGAUGAACCUUCACUUCAGCGGCUGGACUGGUUUCUUGCAGCCUUUCAAGGUACUUUCUAAUGGACAUCCGGUGCCAUUCAUCAGCAUGCUCAUCGUCUGGUGUUCUGCGUUAAUGGCGCCUACUGCCGUCGAGGCCAUCGGCUUCAAGAUGCACGGCAAGUGCAAGAUCAACGCGUUUGAGGGAUGUGCCCCAGCUCUGGGAGUGUCUCCACAGCCUACCCACUUGCUUCUAGCUCUCUUGGCGUUUACAAUCGUCCUCCUCUGCUGUCUGCUCUUCUUCCUACGCAACUGGGACACGGGCUUGUACGCAAACCCCUGGAGCGUAGCUGGUAUUGCCUCACUGGCGUCUAACCGAGAAAUUCGACCGAAAAAGGCAUCAGAGAACAAAAUUGCAAAGGAAAUGGCAGAGAAGCGAUAUGGAUUUGGACUUUUCGAGAAUCGAAUGGGUCAGACUGAGUACGGCAUCGUCUUAUACGACGACGCGGGUGAAAAUCUCCACGACGAGGGAACAGUAUCCGACUCCAACUCUCUCGACUCGCACACAGCAGUCGGUGCGAAGAAGCGAAGACGAAAUCCAUUCAUGGUCCUGGGACUUGCCUGGCGUCUUGUGUUUUUGGUGUUUUUGCUGGGCUUGAUGGCUUUUCUGCUCUACUACCAUCUCACACUCGACAAGCCGUUGAAGUCGUUUAGGAAGUUUAUGAACAGCCAGACUUUUGGUGUGAGGUUCUUAUUUGCUACUUUUGGUGUUAUUAUUUCGUUUAGUUGGACGGCAUUCUUUAACAGUAUUGCCAUGAUUAUGCCUUACCAGGUCAUGUCUCGCGGUCCUCAGACUGCGGCAAACUCGGUACUUCUCACUCGUCCGACAAACGGUGUCUCUGGUUUCUGGUCGGCUAUCAAGCACGGACAGCCGUUCCCAGCCAUCGUUGCCAUCAUGAACAUCCUAUCCGAGUUCAUGCCGAUCCUCCUAUCCAACAUCCCCUACUCCCUCUCGCAAGUCAGGAUAGCGCACGACAUCUGCACCCACCUCUCGGUGGGCAUCCUGUCAGCCAUGGCCCUCACUAUUAUCAGCAGCUUUGUGGUUCGCUGGCCAGACAUGCCGGUGGACCCUCGCUCUGUAGCCGGUGCGAUGUACUAUGUUAGUGAGAGUGUCAUGGUGGAUCACUUUAGUGGUAUGGCGAGCAUGGACAACAAGGAGCGUGAGAGGCGUAUCCGGGAACUCGGAGGCACAUACAUGUACGGCGAGUUGACGACGAGGACAGGCGAGAAGAGGCCUGCUGUUGAGUGGGACGACCGCACGCUGGGGAUUAUACCUACGGUACCGCAGCAUCCGAUGGAGGGUGUGCAUAUGAGGGAUGAUACACAUGCGAGGAUGGAGGGUGUUGAUACGGCGUAUCAUGGUUUUCAAGGGGGGGCGGUGCAUACUUGA